Durio zibethinus is the source of this 1584-nucleotide messenger RNA. Its product is annotated as transcription factor MYB101. Lineage: Eukaryota; Viridiplantae; Streptophyta; Magnoliopsida; Malvales; Malvaceae. The record is from RefSeq and is a predicted model, not a curated record.
UUAAUUGCCUUGGUGGUGGCUGACGCUGAUCAUAGCCUGAUACUGGUUUUACCAACCCCCAGCCCCAUGAAAAGCAACAGCGCCGGUGUGAGCUCGGAUAGGAUAAGUACCCAUGGCCUCAAAAAAGGCCCAUGGACGGCUGCCGAAGAUGCCAUCUUGAUGGAGUAUGUGAAGAUGCACGGAGAAGGAAAUUGGAAUGCUGUGCAGAAGAAUUCCGGGUUGAUGAGGUGUGGAAAGAGUUGUAGGUUGAGAUGGGCUAAUCAUUUGAGGCCUAAUCUCAAGAAAGGUUCCUUUUCUCCUGAAGAAGAGAGGAUCAUCAUCGAACUUCACGCUAAACUUGGCAACAAAUGGGCUCGUAUGGCCGCUCAGUUACCUGGCAGAACUGACAAUGAGAUCAAGAAUUACUGGAAUACAAGAUUGAAGAGACGCCAAAGAGCCGGGCUACCGGUUUACCCUCAACAAGUAGCAGAAGAAGUGGCUGGAUUUCUUCUCCAACAACAACAACAACAACAUAUUCAACAAUAUCAAGGAAUUAGCUCUUCUUCAUUAUCAUCUAAUUUCCUUUCCUCUUCUCAGGGUAAAAGGCACGAUUAUAUUUCAUCUCUCUCCUUGUUAGAUUCCAUGAAUUCCUCAUCAGCUGGACAGCAUCAAGCCAUCCCUUCAUUUUACUCCAACAUUUAUGCUGGCAGCUGUAGCAAUAACAUUGGUUUUGCUCUUCCCCCUAGUUCUCCAUUUGUAUCUUCAUCCUCAAAUUUGUAUAACCAAAACAUAACUGCCCAAUUGCCAGCGCCAUCAUUCCAGUUCAAUUCCGGAAGUUUUGAGCACUCUUUAAGCUUUAGCUCAUUGCUAAUGGGAGCUCAAACUCAGCCAAUCGACUUUGUUCCAGAUCCAGGGUUGAAAGCGGAGCUUGCUUCAUCCCAAACACUACCACAACGAACAAGUACUCCUACUUCUUCUUACGCAAGCAGUGGUGGUGUUUGUCGGUUUACAUCUUCAGACAACACAAACAAUUACUGUGAACCCGAGGGCAGUAGUGGCUUGUUGGAUGCUCUCUUGGUGGAGUCUCGGGCCUUGUCUCGCAAUGAGAGAAACAAAGAUGGUGAAGAAUUUCCACAAGUCAUUGAUAAGGGCAAAGGCAUUAUGGAUGCAGCUAAUGUGGAGAAGGAAGGGGAAGAUAACGGCAGUAAGUGCGAUGUUGAAAAGUGGUGGGAUGAUUUUAGCCUUUCUCAGUCGUCGAUAGGGAUGAUACAACCAAGUGAUGAAAGCAAAGAAGAGAUGAAUUCCAUGGAUGAUGACUUGCUUAGCUUACUCAACAGUUUCCCCUCAUCGAUGCCACUGCCGGAGUGGCACAUCAAGACCACUCGUAUGUCUAAUGGGUCAUCGCCCGGUGGCAUGACAGACGGUAAUACGGCUCUUGACUAUGAACAAAACAUUUCACCAGCACCCGCUGCAACGGCUAACCUUGAUCGCGCCUUCGGUUCUUGCUGUUGGAAAAAUAUGCCUGGCAUUUGUUAAAUUGACUAGCAUGUAUAUAUCAAAGGAAUUUGGGACUGGAACUUUUACUUAAAACGACUAGAAAGUUUG